Rhodofomes roseus is the source of this 1465-nucleotide messenger RNA. Its product is annotated as eukaryotic translation initiation factor 4E class II. Gene Ontology annotation, biological process: translational initiation. Gene Ontology annotation, molecular function: translation initiation factor activity; RNA 7-methylguanosine cap binding. The record is from RefSeq and is a predicted model, not a curated record. NCBI's taxonomy places the organism in Eukaryota, Fungi, Basidiomycota, Agaricomycetes, Polyporales, Fomitopsidaceae. The transcript is spliced from 5 exons. Gene Ontology annotation, cellular component: eukaryotic translation initiation factor 4F complex. The coding region runs from base 171 to 1022 and encodes 283 amino acids.
CGUCAAUUUCCUCCUUCCCUAUUUCCUCCUCCACCAUCGUCUCUGCCUCUCCCUAGCCUCAGCAGCCACCCGCUCGCAUUCAAAGUCCCAUUCAUUGCCAGUUCUCGCGUACUACACGUCUGUGCUGUCGUUAUUGUUGAAAUUGUGGACGGAGCCACUCGUUCUCGUAUAUGGCCGGCUACUUCUCUAACCACUCCCAGUCGCGCUUUCUCGCCAACUCUCCCUCGCAGUCGACUACGACUCAGACCACGAUGGCCCCUAAAGCCGCGCCGGCACUGCGCUCGCGCGUGCCGUCGUCCAAACACUUCUCUACUCAGGUGUCGUCUGCCUCGGGCGACGAGAAGUCCUCAAGCAGAGACAAGUCUUCCACAAACGGGAGCCGGAAUGGCAGCCCCGUAGUGCACCCCCUCCGACAUACUUGGGUGUUCUGGUUCCGCCAGCACCGCGGACCGGGCACUAAAAUCACCAACUACGAGGAGGGCAUCAAGAAGAUUACUGCCUACAGCUCUAUUGAGUCGUUUUGGUCUCUCUGGACACACCUCAACCCACCCUCCAGUUUGCUACCGACGACCGACUACCUCCUCUUCCACUCUGGCGUCCGUAGGCCAGUCUGGGAGGACCCGCUCAACAUUGGUGGCGGGAAAUGGAUCAUACGUCUUCGCAAAGGCAUCGCCGACCGCCUAUGGGAGGACCUCGUCCUUGCGGUCGUAGGCGACCAGUUCGCUGAAUGCACUUCCAUCGGGGAGGAGAAGACGGACAGUGCGGGUGCCGAUGUGCCGCAGGGGGACCGGCCGGAGAUAUGUGGCUGCACCAUCAGCGUCCGUCAGAACGAGGACAUCAUUACUGUCUGGAACAGACGGGGGGCAGACGCGCGGGUGAAGGAGGCAAUCAGAGAAACCAUCAGGCGGGUGCUCAACCUUCCGACUACGACUGUCAUGGAGUAUAAGUCGAACACCGAGUCCAUGCAGGACAAGUCCAGUUUCCGUAUCGCCGCUAAUGCGGAUCGCACGCCCUUGUCAUGACACUGCCCUGGAGCCGGUCCUUCUCUCGGAUUAUGGUUACGGCUGGACUCUGCGUCGAUCCAAAACGACCGAACUAAUUGUAGCCUUAUAUCCAUGCUAUUCGUUUGGGUUAGUGAUUCGUGGGUUCUAUCUGUGUUCGCGUCAUUGGUGUGAAGCGGUGCGUUGCUUUCAUUUGUCUGGGCUGCGCCGAUUAGGAGGCAGGAUCCAGUGGACAUAUGUGCGAAUUUGGCGCAAGCAUCAUGAUUGCAGUGGUCCCUGGAUGACAUCUAGCAGGUGUCUACCUGUAGUGCCGGCUGGAUGAUUUCAUUCAUGCCGAAGCCCCGCUUCCCAAACGCCGAGUCGACUUGUUACGUCGGGACGUACGAGAGCUCCGUGAUCUUCAGAUGUUGUACAAGGCGUUCGUCGCUCUGCAGUGCUUGCGUUCGCUUGUAUGGAAGAACGGC